Microbotryum saponariae is the source of this 1304-nucleotide messenger RNA. The record is from the annotation of a GenBank genome assembly. NCBI's taxonomy places the organism in Eukaryota, Fungi, Basidiomycota, Microbotryomycetes, Microbotryales, Microbotryaceae.
AUGACCACGACGGCCAGUGCACCAGCUCCAGCUGCCAGGCUCCCUCAGUUCCAGGUCGGAGUCGACUAUUGGGCCAAGACCGAGGCCACCGUGAAUGGCGUACUGGGUGGAUAUGGACCGUGAGUCAUGGCUCCUACAGCGCAUGCGUGGUGCUCAACUCUUCAGCUAGCUCAUCCCUGUCAUCCUCGCCGAAACGACCGACCACCACUCGAGAUCAGAGCCACAGCCGUUCCUCGAUUGGACGCCACUGCAUCUCGCAUGCUCAUCCUCUCCAUCAUGCCCCACCUUUCGACCGUCACGCCCCCACACCGCGCUUCGAUCAGCGCCCCGGAAACGACGACCACCACCCCGUCCCAGCGAAGAUCCUUCCGAGCUCUCGAUUGUGGUGCCGGCAUUGGCCGGGUCACUUCCACCGUACUGGCGAGUAGUUGAAACCAUUCCAAGACGUUGACGUCGACCUUUGGGCUGAUCCACCGCCGUUCUUUCCCCCUCUCCUCAUCAGCUCCCUCUCUUUGACCGGGUCGAUCUCGUGGAACCGGUACCCAAAUUCCUCAAGGAAGCGCAGCGUCAUGCCGAACGAGGGAGAGAAGGAUGGAAGUACCUCUCAACGGGAAAGGGGGUACGAAUGUGGCAAGCCGGUUUGCAGUUCUUUGACCCGGCCGCACCGGCGAUUCCGGUACCACCGAUACGAUCCGAAGAUCCUCAAGCCGUCGUUGGCACGGUCGAGUUGGUCGCGACCUACGGCUCCGAAGCCCUCGUUUGGCCCGAUCCGAAGCGCAGGAUGGACACGGAGAGUGGUGGGGCCGAGGAUGGGUACGACCUCUGCAUGAUUCAGUGGUGUAUCGGUCACCUCAGCGACGCCGAGUUGGUCGAGUUCCUCAAGAGGAGUCGCAAGGCGUUGAGGCAGGACGAUCGGGGCUGUCAGGGGUACAUCAUCCUCAAGGAAAACGUGUGCAAGGACACUGAAGGGGCUGGAGCGGGAUUCUUGUUCGAUGAUGAUGACAGCUCGGUCACGAGGUCAGUCGUGCAGGACGGUGUCAGGCCUCGGGGAGGAAUUACGAAGGAACUAGACGGAUGAUGCUGAACGCGCGGUUGUUCUGGUACGACACCCAGGUCCGACAAAGUGUUCAAAAACAUCUUCGCCGAUGCAGGACUCGACGUAUUACGGCAAGAGACGCAACAAGGGUUCCCCAAAGGUGCGUGAUUCGCUACUCGCUCGGUUUUGGCCUACUACAUGGGCCUAACAUCGUUCCUGAUAUCGUGACACAGAAUUAUUCCCCGUCAUUGCCUACGUUUUAAGGUGA